AGCGAGCACUCUCCACCACACGGGCCCGCCCCCUGGUCCCCAACUUGGCACUGUCCGACUCGUCGCGUCAUUCCGCUUCCGACGUGUCGCGCAGUUCCGCCAUGGCCUCCAAGGAAGCCCGGCGUACCCCUCCGAAGUCUCGGCGGCGGCCGGAGGGGCGCGACCCGCGACAGGACAAGUACUCGGUGCUAUUGCCCACCUACAACGAGCGCGAGAACCUGCCGCUCAUCGUGUGGCUGCUGGUGAAAAGCUUCUCGGAGAGUGAAAUCAACUAUGAGAUUAUAAUCAUAGAUGACGGAAGCCCGGAUGGAACGAGGGACGUUGCCGAGCAGCUGGAGAAAAUCUACGGUUCGGACAGAAUUCUUCUAAGGCCACGGGAGAAAAAGUUGGGACUAGGAACUGCAUAUAUUCACGGGAUGAAGCAUGCCACGGGAAACUACAUAAUCAUCAUGGAUGCUGAUCUCUCACACCAUCCAAAAUUUAUUCCUGAAUUCAUUAGGAAGCAAAAGGAAGGUAAUUUUGACAUUGUCUCUGGAACUCGCUACAAGGGAAAUGGCGGUGUUUAUGGCUGGGAUUUGAAAAGAAAGUUAAUCAGCCGCGGGGCCAAUUUCAUAACUCAGAUUUUGCUGAGACCCGGAGCAUCUGAUUUAACAGGAAGUUUCAGGUUAUACCGAAAAGAAGUUCUACAGAAAUUGAUAGAAAAAUGCGUUUCUAAAGGCUACGUCUUCCAGAUGGAAAUGAUUGUCCGGGCCAGACAGCUGAAUUACUCUGUUGGCGAGGUUCCGAUAUCAUUUGUGGAUCGUGUUUACGGCGAAUCCAAGUUGGGAGGAAAUGAAAUAGUCUCUUUCUUGAAAGGAUUAUUGACUCUUUUUGCUACUACGUAAAAGAAAGUUAUUCAUUUACAUUUAUCGUGUUCAUUUCAAGUUAAAAGUAAAGGAAGCCUGGUUGCUGAUUUUUAUGAAAUGUACUCUUAGAGCAUAAAUCAUAGGUAAGGUAAAUUUCACGCAAAUCUUUUUUUCUGAAGAAAUUCCAUUUUGUAUGUCAAAUUAAAUUAGAGAAAUGAGCAGUGUUCUCAAUUUUCUGUAACAUUCUGCUGUAUUAAGUAAGACCUAUAAAUAAACCCACAUGGGGUUUUGCAUAAAACAUUGCCGCUUUUCCAUUAGAGUGUUUGAGUGCAGUUUCUCACAUGAGGAAAACUGUGAAAUACUCUCUGUAAAAACUGAACUUAAAGCUCUUUGUACCUAAUAGAUGUCAGAAGAGGAAUGCUAAAUAUAAUCAUGAAAUACAUAUGACUGUUCCUAUAUGAAGUGAAAAAGAAAUACAUACCUUUGCCCUUUGUUUAAAAAGGUAUCUCCUAUUCUUAAAUCAGGUAAAACAAUACAUUUAAAGCGCCAUUUCAGAGUUUGGUGCUGUGCAGCUCUUGAACUGAUGGAGCAGUUCCUCUGUCCAAACGAGUCUACUUAAAACGCUGCCUGACUUGGGGGCACCGGGACAGCAGUGGCCACACAGCUGCCCGCCUCCCGCACAGCGACUGCUGUCAGCAGGACAAGUGCCGCCAUGGAAGCCAAUGUGGCUGUCACAGCCGUUCUUAAACACCUUACAGACGACAUAAAUACUUUUUUCUCAAAAUACUUCUUUUCGUAUUAUUUCAGGAUCCUGAACAACACAUAUAUCUUUACUAAUAAAAUAAAAUAAAAAUUCCUUUCCUAUAGCUUUUCUCUCUGUCCAGAAAAGUGUUCUUGAUAGUUAAAAUGCAAGUUGUUCGGUCAAGCCAGUGCAAACAUUGUUUACUUUUGUUAAAGUAGGUAUUUAAAAAAAA
Molecule: messenger RNA, 1819 nt
Organism: Phyllostomus discolor (pale spear-nosed bat)
Lineage: Eukaryota; Metazoa; Chordata; Mammalia; Chiroptera; Phyllostomidae
Gene: DPM1
Product: dolichyl-phosphate mannosyltransferase subunit 1, catalytic
Exons: 9
Coding region: 102-884 (260 amino acids)
Biological process (GO): protein O-linked glycosylation via mannose; GPI anchor biosynthetic process
Cellular component (GO): endoplasmic reticulum membrane
Molecular function (GO): dolichyl-phosphate beta-D-mannosyltransferase activity
Source: RefSeq, a predicted model, not a curated record